Messenger RNA from Gigantopelta aegis, 410 nucleotides. RefSeq names its product cysteine-rich venom protein Mr30-like. Bases 41 to 346 code for a protein of 101 amino acids. The record is from RefSeq and is a predicted model, not a curated record. The transcript is spliced from 4 exons. Lineage: Eukaryota; Metazoa; Mollusca; Gastropoda; Neomphalida; Peltospiridae.
CGUGGGUGUUACUGCUUGUUUGCCACAGGAGAAGCCGACGAUGGACAACCUGUUGAAGACUGGCAUUGUUUUGUGUCUGUGCUGUCUCGUUUUAGUCAAGCCACUUCCCAAUCUGAGAAACAGAGAACCAGACUGUGGUGGGAAGCUGUGUCUUAACGACGGGACGCUACACGUUGGAACCUGCAGAUGCCAGUGUACACCUCUGUAUAGGGGCCCCGUGUGUGAAAACAAGUAUUGUCCACGUCAAGAUGCAUACUACUGCAAUAAAUAUCCAAUGCUUUUUUGUCUUCAUCCCACUAUACAUGACUCUUGUCCUAAACAGUGUGGUGUCUGUCCGAAACACUGAAUGACUUGAUUCGACUUGAAUCCAGAUCCAUUAUAGUCAAUAAAUUAGAAACGUUCAACAAAUA